GGCUACGUUUUUUAUUUAUAAACUGGGUUUGGCCACAUUACACACUCGCCAACGACAGUUUCUCCGAACCUCAACAACAGUGUAGAGUAUGUGAUUAGAGCGCGGUGUGACGUGGUCGAGGCUGUCGGAAAAGAAGUCCAAGGGCAUUAAGAAGUGACGGUCUUUGAGAAGCAUUUGCCGGAUAGCACAAUUGCUCGGUUUUGAAGGCCAACGCGUGAAAAUACAAGACAGGCCGUUUGAAAGCCGCACGACCAGACUGCUUCUUCCUCUUCCACCUCCUCGCAGUUGGCUAGCUUACACCGGCCACAAAGCUAAUAGCAAGGCUUGCCGCUAUCUGUGGGUUCAAAACAAGCAAAUGACGGUGGCGUUCAGCUAGGGAGCAGAAGGUGGAGAUGCUUAAGAAUUAAGGUUUGUUGACUAUCACCAGGAGACAAAUCGACGGCUGAACCGAUGUUGCGAAAUCGCUAAGUCUUCCGUCGGAGAAUGGCGGACCACCGAACAGCUUCCAUAAUAUUGGCUCAUCCGUACAGUCAUCGCGUGUUGCUCUUCUUUUCUCGCCCGCUUGAAGCCUCCGUUGCCAUUGAGGAGAUUUAUGGGCUCACAAGUUUCAUCUGAUGAGAUGAGCGUGCGUGCUGGCCAGGGGAGUGAUGAGGUGCUGGUGUCACAGGCUGUGUGGGACUACCUGGCCGCUGCUGGCAGGCCCUGGCUUCUCGACUUCCAGCACAAGCAGGGCAUGAACGCUGGCAUCGUCCGACGCGGUGAGAGCGGGGGCUGCUGCGCGGUGAGGCUGCAGCCGGUGCCAGGCGCCAGGGUAGCCGCGGUGGCGGACGCCCCCGUUUCCAGUGAGACGCGCAAAGCCUUCAUCGAUCUGUGCCGCUCUGCCCGCAAGGAGAUGAGUAAGCAGGAUGGUGGCCCCAAGAGGAAAAGGGCCCAGCUGCCUUUUAUAGGGGUCCUGCAGCCAAACGGGGAGGGGACCCUGCUCCAACUGCCACCCCAGCCGCCGCCUCGCCGCUCUCUGAGACAGCAGCAGCAGAAGUUCCGUAAGGCUGUGGACGAAGAGGCCUUCUCCGUGCUCCAUGAAGCAGCCCACCGGAAAGACUGUGGAGCAACUUCCCACAGCGAGGCGGACGACAACAGUUCAUGCUCCAUCUGCAUGGGGGACAUUGUAGAUAAGACCACCCUGGAGAAAUGCGGCCACUCCUUCUGCCGCUGCUGCCUGGAUCAAGCCUUCAAGGUGAAGAGGGCAUGUCCUGUAUGUCGCCUUGUUUACGGCCAGCUGAUUGGUAACCAGCCUGCCAAUGGCACCAUGAUUGUCGAGCGGGAUCCCGCCCUGCAGCUUCCGGGUCACGAAGGCUACGGUUGCAUCUCCAUCAUCUACAGCUUCCCUCCCGGCUUCCAGGCGCCAGAGCAUCCCAACCCGGGCGUGCGGUACCCAGGAACAGACCGUUUGGCCUACCUCCCUGACAGCCCCGAGGGGAACCGUGUGCUAGGCCUGCUGAGCCGGGCUUUCGAGCAGCGCCUUACCUUCACCAUCGGUACCUCCAUGACCACAGGCUUGCAAAAUGUCAUCACCUGGAAUGACAUUCACCACAAGACCUCAAUAUGGGGCGGGCCCCGCUGUUUUGGAUACCCAGACCCGACAUACCUAGUGCGUGUGACAGAGGAGCUGCGAGAGAAAGGAAUCACGGCGGAAUGAAGCGAAAGACCUUCAGGAGCGUGCAGGACUUGAGAGCAAGUAUGUCAUGCGAAGAUGGUUGUGGUUUGGUGUGUUCAAGACUUCAUGUAAUGGUUGGCCCUCAGCAGACAGGUGCUGCUGCAGCAGAGUCUCAUUCGCAGUGCGCGCCGACUCGAGUUGAUUUCGGCUCAGUGCUACGACCUGUGGAAGGCGUGAGUGAGCGCAGCUCGUGCUUCAGACAUCUUAUUUUGGAAUCACUCUGUCAUGGUGACUCAUGUCACAUUUUGUUUUGAAUGUUUAGUUCUGCUCUGGGGAUUCCCACUUUUUUUUCCCCCAAGCAUAUUUUUGUGAUCGUGCGAACGUUCAAAAUGGGUGUCUUGUUUCCCAGAUGACAAUAGCAUUGCUAAAAAAAUACUUUUGCAAUCUAAAGCACUUGCAGGCACUUUUUUGGCACCUAUUUUCUUCCUGUAAUUUGUUUUCUUUUUUCGCGUAGCAGCUGUCUGUCGACGCUUGAUGUCAUUAGUUCAGACCUUUGUGAUUUGUUUUCCCCGUGUCCAUCAUGAACUAAAAUGGUUUAAAAAGUUUUUUCGAACACAAAUGAUGUGGUUUUUUAAGUAUCGUUCACCCGUGUUAUCCCAAGAUGCCUCACAGGCAUCCAGCUCAUAAGACCGUAGUUCGUUAGUGCUAUGCUCAUCUAAUUAGUAGUAACCAGAUUUAUGACGAUGUCAAAUAUGAAGGGCAUACAGGCCACUAAACCAAAUCAAUGGAACAAAAGCUCUUGAAAUCAAAUCAAAUCUAUGCCUCUCUCUCUGUCGAAUUGGGAGAUUUGCCUGCUGAAACGCGUUGAACUUGCUAACACCGUUCUCUCAAAUGUUUAUCUGGGUUGAUGAUCGAUGACGUGCGCUUGGGGGAUAUUAAGAAAAUUUAGGAGCAAAUAUGAUUAGAAUUGUUAUGGUGUGGAUUUCGUUGUGCCUUUUCUGAUAAUCACUUUGAUUAAAAAAAAUGGAGCAUGACAUUACUCAGUAUGUUCUGUUUGUACUUCCAUGUUACACCUCUUUGUUUGUAGCGGAGAGGCUCUCACAAUAUCAAUGUAUCAAACCGCUUUGCUUAAGCAGGUUACGCACAUACCCACUUGAAACAUUUCUCCCGGUUACCAAAAUGAGAAACCCUACAAGGAGGAAAAAGGAAAAAAAAAAACAGACAAAC
Molecule: messenger RNA, 2881 nt
Organism: Hippocampus zosterae (dwarf seahorse)
Lineage: Eukaryota; Metazoa; Chordata; Actinopteri; Syngnathiformes; Syngnathidae
Gene: dtx3
Product: deltex E3 ubiquitin ligase 3
Exons: 4
Coding region: 593-1696 (367 amino acids)
Biological process (GO): Notch signaling pathway; protein ubiquitination
Source: RefSeq, a predicted model, not a curated record